AUGGAUGCCUUCGGAUGCCUUCGGAUGCCUUCGGAUGCCUUCUGGGUGCUCGAGGCCACACCGCGAGAGCUGAAAUGCAUCACGCCACACAUCAGUGGCUGGCGAUUCCAACAGCUUUGGAACGGAUCAGCCAAGAGCUUCGCACACAGUGAUGGCACGCUGGUCAUCUCAGUUGGCGUGCAUGUGGUGGUGGGUGACCUGGUUCCAUGGCUCUACGGUUCCUACAUGCGAUGCCAAGGGCAUGAGGGCAAGGAGGAACGCUUCGAGGCGAUGUCUUUGGAAGACUGCGCGCAGCGCUGCAUCUCUCUCUUCGCCAGCAAGCAAUGUACCGCUUUCUCCUACGGCUUCCGCGGACGCUCUGCUCACGUUUGUUCCAUGAUCUCGGAUCCUUUCGGAUGCUGGUCCUUGGUGCCGGACCCCGAAUUUGAUGCCUACACCAUCCGUGACGCUGAGAGCAAUCACUCUGGUCCG
Cladocopium goreaui is the source of this 471-nucleotide messenger RNA. The record is from the annotation of a GenBank genome assembly. Lineage: Eukaryota; Dinophyceae; Suessiales; Symbiodiniaceae.